This is a messenger RNA of Dibothriocephalus latus, 540 nucleotides long. Lineage: Eukaryota; Metazoa; Platyhelminthes; Cestoda; Diphyllobothriidea; Diphyllobothriidae. The record is from the annotation of a GenBank genome assembly.
AUGUCGUCGACUGGAGCUUAUUUCAAGUUGGGCGAAAAUGCGUUGGCUGUCCCCAUGGAGCUGCAUAAAUUGAAUCGUGCAAAUCUCUGCCGUCGCAUCCAAAAAGUCUGGUCUGACCUCGCAGCCACAACAGGAGGUGCGCCAACACAGGACCUUGCUGGAGUUUAUAUUCUUCUUCAAGGAGGCUCCGCCGUUCCUCAUGGUGGUUCCGAUGCUGAUGAUGUCUUUCGGCAGGAGUCAUACUUUCAUUGGGCCUUUGGCGGUUUAGAGCCUGAUUGGUACGGUGCUAUUGAAGUGACGACUCAACGCGCGAUUCUCUUUGUCCCCGAAAUUCCUGAAUCGGUGGCUGUGUAUAUUGGGGAACCCCUAUCGCGUGCUCAAAUUGCGGAGAGAUACGCUGUGGAUGAAGUUCAUUUCACCAAUAAAAUCUGCGAUUUCUUCACCGACCACAAGGCUGCACUGCUGCUUACUUUGUAUGGUCUGAACACCGACAGCGGCCGACCUACGGCAGAGGCUAAAUUCGAGGGGAUCGAAAAGUGA